UAACGCCUUUGCUGCAUAAUUAAUUCAGAUGCUGACUUGGAUGCUGUCCCUUACCUGCCUGCUGUUCACACCCACAACCUGGGAUCUGUUCACACCCACAACCUGUGUUUUGUUUCCACCCAAAGCUAGCUGUCCAGCCUGAGUGCUGCUCUCAUUAAGUCUGGUAAUCCUUCACUUUCUAGUGGGGAUACAGGAUACUGAUAAUUCUGCAGGGCCUUUCUGCAAGUUCCCACAUGUGUCAAAGGGCAAAUAAAUUCCUUCACAAUUCACUGAGAAAAACUUGGGAAUGAAUAAGUGGAAAGAACCACAGAUGAUGAUCCUAAAACUCUUAACAUCAUACUGGUGAGGGCAGCAUCAGGGGUAUAUGAUAGCUCAAGUAUUGCAUGGCACCUCACACCUAACUGAGCCUAACCUGGGUGCCGAUCAUCUGCAUUAUCCCUGCAGUAAAGAUGUAUUUUUAGAGGUGUAGAGCACUGAAGACUGGCUUGAUACUUCUAUUCAAGCGGUUGGGCAAAUAAUAUUCCUGUAGUUUUCUACGUGUGUACCUCCCUCCAUGCUCUUAACCUAGUGGGAGUGACUUUGUUUGUAGUCAAAUGCAUAGUUCUUUCUCCAUUUUGUGUGAAUUAUUCCAUUGACUUCAGUAGGGCUAAUUAUGUGUGUCAAGAAUCUAGGUACAUGCACACCUGUUUGUGGAACUGGGGCCAGAAUGACUAGUGAGACCAUAUUGAAACUGGUGUUGUCACAAGUCUCAGAACUUACUAGAUUGGGAAACUGUUGCCCUCAACACUAAACACUAGACUUGUGAAUUAUACAACACUGCAAAUGUAUCCAUAUCAGAUACCUGCAGAGCAGUUGCCUGCAGUUCAGUUAACAAAAUGUUAUCCAACUUCUGAAUAAGGCAUCCAGCUUAGAUGCCUUAUUCAGCAAAGUAGUGUUUCAGUUUCUCAUUCCCUUAAACUCUGAAGUUGCUAAGUCUGAAUGUACUGCUGCAUUGGAACGCUCCACAGUGCAAUGUCCAUGAAGGCAAUCUUUAAGGAGAAAAACUCCUGAUAGUGACUGUAGUUCUUGGAGAUGCAUUGUCCAUAUGCCCUUUCUGCAACCUGCACUUCCUUUUCUUUCUUAAUCCUGCCCACCUGAGCUGUGACUGACACAUACUGUUCAUUAUACACUUGGUGCAGAGCACAAGAAAGAAAUAGGUGCAUGUGUGUUAUACAAACCCUGUUGACCAAAGUCUCUAAGCUCAGCUGCAUGACACACGCGUACCUCAUGGGAUUCAUAGAAUGUGGGCUGGAAGAGACCUUGGAAGAUCAUUGGGUCCAGCCCUGCUGCACCAAGCAGGAUGUGUGUAUAGGCAAUGCAUCUUGAAGAUCUCCAGUUUCUAUAUGGUAAUUUAUUAUGCUCUUCUGCUCUACCCUGAUCCCAUAGGGAAUCCUAAAAUCCUCUGCACUGAAUGAAUGGAAACACAGUUUUCUCCUGGUUCCCCAAGGAAAUCCAUACGAAUAAGGUUUUUUUCUUCUUUUUUUUAACAAUAAAGUGCAAAUGCAUAAAUAAGGUAUUCUGUAAAGAAAUCAUAUGUAUUCACCUUAUGCAAGUAAAGUAGUCACUCACAGCCUGAGUUAUUGCUGUGAUGAAGUGUGGUGUUUGCUGAGAAGUGUAGUUUAUGCUCCCAGCAAUGGACCAGUGUUUUAGGGCAUUCCUCCAGCAGGACUUCUGCACUGUGUUGAGGUUGCUUGCUCCAAAAAGUGAACUUUUUAUGGUCCCUUCCCAUAUCACUGGCCCAUCAUGUUUUAGAAUCAGUGUGCAGUAGGUUCAGAGGAACUGUUGCAUGACUGAAUAUGAAUGUUUCAACACCGGGUCUCAAGCGAUUGAGAAGAUAACUACUGUACAUUGACUUUCAAUUCUGGUUGGAGAUUUUUUUUAUAUACUUUAUAGAACUUCAUUGCUAUAGUUUUGCUCAUUGAAAGAGAAGAGAUGAUCGUUAUUGAGGAAUGCAUUUGAAGUAGAGCAAUGUAGGAACUGUUUGCUUAUUUGCGCCCCCUUUUUUUAUUCAUCUAGUUUUAAUUUGCUUUUUAAAAAUACUGUCUUCAAGAUCUGAUCGAUUCCACUACCCUUAUUAAAUCACUUCAUAGAUUAUUCUUGAUGAGCCAUAGGAAAAACACCUUUCCUGCCUGUUCAUCUGGCAUGUGAGGUAGUUUUGAUCACAGAUUGGAAGGGGGAGGAGUUCAAGCUUGGAAUGUAAAUACCUAGAAGUGAAGCAGUAUAAAGUAACGCCUGAGAAAUCUCACAGUCGAAGCAGGCUGCUCACAAAUGGCUGUCCCAAGGUCUCUCUUAGUUUUGGAGAACUUCAUAGGUGGUAAAUUUGUUCCCUGCUCCUCUUACUUAGAUUCCUAUGAUCCGUCCACAGGAGAAGUGUAUUGCAGAGUGCCAGACAGUGGCAAAGAGGAGUGAGAAUCCUACGAUAGCCCUCAGACUCCAUCCUUCCAACAAUCACUGGAGUUUUACAAAGGGGAAUCUGCUGCUCCUGUUCCAGAGGGUGGAAGCUGCAGUCAGUGCUGCCAGAGAUGCCUUUCCAUCCUGGUCAUCUAAAAGCCCUUGGGAAAGAUCUCAGAUAAUGAACAAGUUAGCAGAUUUGAUUGAGCAGGAGCUCGAGGCAUUUGCACAAGCAGAAUCGAAGGAUCAGGGAAAAACCAUUACAUUUGCUAGAACAGUGGACAUCCCUCGGGCAGUGUAUAACUUCCGGUUCUUUGCCUCAUCUAUUCUUCACCAUACUUCAGAGUGCACACAGAUGGACCAGAUGGGGUGCAUGCAUUACACCAUGAGAGUCCCUGGAGGAAUUGCUGGUUUAAUUAGUCCUUGGAAUUUACCACUUUACUUGCUGACAUGGAAAAUCGCCCCAGCCAUUGCAUGUGGAAACUCUGUCAUUGCCAAGCCAAGUGAGAUGACAUCUGUCACUGCUUGGAUGAUGUGCAAACUCUUGGAUAAAGCAGAAAUCCCUCCAGGGGUGGUAAACAUUGUGUUUGGAACUGGCCCCAAGGCUGGGGAAGCGAUUGUCUCCCAUCCUGAUGUGCCACUGAUCUCCUUCACUGGGAGUACGCUCACGGGCCAGCUCAUCAUGGAGAGGAGUGCCCCACACUGCAAAAAACUCUCUCUGGAACUUGGAGGCAAGAAUCCUGCUAUCAUCUUUGAGGAUGCUGACCUGGACCAGUGCAUCCCUACCACUGUGAGAUCCAGCUUUGCAAAUCAGGGUGAAAUCUGCCUUUGCACCAGCAGGAUCUUUGUUCAGAGAGGCAUUUAUCACGAGUUUUUGAAGAGGUUUGUUGAAGAAACCAAAAAAUGGAAGGUUGGGAGCCCCUCCGAUCCCACAGCCAACAUGGGGGCCCUGAUAAGCAAAGAACACUUAGAAAAGGUGAAGAAGUAUGUGAAGAAGGCAGAGGCUGAAGGAGCUAGAAUUCUGUGUGGAGAGGGGAUCGAGUCCUUGCAGCUUCCAACCAGAAAUCAGAAUGGCUAUUUCAUGCUGCCUACAGUCAUAACUGAAGUGAAGGAUGAAUCCUGCUGUAUGCAACAAGAGAUCUUUGGUCCUGUGACAUGUGUGGUAGUGUUUGAUACAGAAGAAGAAGUGAUUAAGAGAGCCAAUGGUAUCAAGUAUGGCCUGGCAGCCACUAUAUGGUCAAGUAAUGUAGGGUGUGUUCAUCGUGUGGCUAAAAGACUGCAAUCUGGUUUGGUGUGGACUAAUUGCUGGCUUAUCAGAGAUCUGAACUUGCCAUUUGGUGGCAUGAAAUUCUCUGGGAUAGGCAGGGAAGGAGCAAAGGACUCCUAUGAGUUUUUCACAGAGGUCAAAACCAUUACAAUAAAACAUUAAAUUUGCCAAUGCAA
Alligator sinensis (Chinese alligator) is the source of this 3873-nucleotide messenger RNA. It is a transcript of the gene ALDH8A1, whose product is annotated as aldehyde dehydrogenase 8 family member A1. Gene Ontology annotation, molecular function: retinal dehydrogenase (NAD+) activity. Lineage: Eukaryota; Metazoa; Chordata; Crocodylia; Alligatoridae. The record is from RefSeq and is a predicted model, not a curated record. Gene Ontology annotation, biological process: retinoic acid metabolic process. The coding region runs from base 2390 to 3859 and encodes 489 amino acids. The transcript has 8 exons.